Messenger RNA from Guyanagaster necrorhizus, 3060 nucleotides. RefSeq names its product prokaryotic type I DNA topoisomerase. The transcript is spliced from 16 exons. Bases 95 to 2689 code for a protein of 864 amino acids. The record is from RefSeq and is a predicted model, not a curated record. Gene Ontology annotation, cellular component: RecQ family helicase-topoisomerase III complex; nucleus. Gene Ontology annotation, molecular function: zinc ion binding; DNA binding; DNA topoisomerase type I (single strand cut, ATP-independent) activity. Gene Ontology annotation, biological process: DNA recombination; DNA topological change; DNA repair. Lineage: Eukaryota; Fungi; Basidiomycota; Agaricomycetes; Agaricales; Physalacriaceae.
CCUUACCCUCAUCGCGACCGUCAGCGUCAGCGUAGGCUCGCCUUCCUGGACCUUGGAUCAGUUCUUUCUCCCUUUCUUGUGUUAGAACGACAUUAUGCACGUCCUUUGCGUUGCGGAGAAACCGUCAAUUUCGAAAUCCAUCACCCAAAUCCUUUCAGGUGGCCAGUUUUCAACCCGAAGCACCGCUAACAAGUUUGUUAAGAACUAUGAUUUUGAAUACUACUUUACCAAUGAUUACUACACUGUGACCUGCGUAUCGGGCCACUUAACGACUCCCGACUUCUUCGAUACCCACCGCAAAUGGAACUCAUGCGAUCCUUUCGAUUUGUUUGAGGCCCCCGUACAGGCUACUAUCCCAGAAACUUCCAAGAGUAUCGAAAGAAACAUCUUCAACGAAGCCAAGAAUGCCGACAUGCUCAUGAUAUGGACUGACUGCGAUCGAGAGGGCGAGCACAUCGGGUCUGAGAUAGAAAAAGUCUGCAAAAGGGCGAAACGUACCAUUAACGUGAAGAGGGCCAGAUUCAGUGCUAUUAUUGCACAACAAAUCCACAAUGCUGCCCAGCAUCCUGUGAACCUUGACAGGGCUCAGGCCGAUGCGGUGGAAGCCAGAACAAUACUGGACCUCAAAGUAGGAGCUGCCUUUACCCGGAUGCAGACUCUGGCUCUUCAACGGCAAGUUAAAAAAAUCGAGGAUGAAAAGAAUGUAGUAUCCUAUGGGCCAUGUCAGUUCCCCACCUUAGGUUUCGUCGUCGCCAGGUACAAAGACGUUCAAACGUUCAGACCGGAGACCUUCUGGUUCAUAUAUCUCACCCUGUCACAACCAUCAUCUUCUCCUGGAGACGCCAGAGAGACGCGGUUCACCUGGAGAAGAGGUCAUCUAUUCGAGUAUGAUGCAGCUCUCGUCAUUUAUGAGAUGAUGAUCACUUCUGGGUCUCUUGCGCGGGUCGCGAAAGUCACCAAGAAGGAGACUAAGAAAUGGAAGCCGCUGCCUCUGACAACCGUCGAGCUCCAGAAAGCGGGCUCAAGAUUGCUAAAACUGGCACCGAAGAAGAUUCUAGAUAUUGCAGAAAAACUUUAUCAGCAAGGUUAUCUCUCUUACCCUCGAACAGAGACGGAUCAAUUCGAUCCUCAGUUCGACUUCGCGUCACUAAUUGACAAGCAGAAAGACGAUCCUGCCUGGGGGGGUUUUGCUGUGUCUUUGUCAGACGGCGAUUUUUCGCGACCUCGUAACGGAAAGAAUAAUGACAAAGCGCAUCCUCCGAUUCACCCAACGGGACAUGUCUCGAACCUCAUAGGAGACGACAAACGAGUUUACGAGUUUAUCACAAGGCGAUUUUUGGCAUCUUGCUCUAAGGACGCCCUUGGAUGGCAGACAACUGUUGAAAUAGAUUAUGAAGGCGAAGAAUUCUAUGCCACAGGGCUGACUGUCCUGGAGAAGAACUACUUGCUUGUUUUUCCGUAUGACAAAUGGGUAGACAACAACAUUCCUGAUUUUGAGAAAGGGGAAGAAUUUCAACCCUCUGUAUGCGAACUGAGAGACGGACAAACAACUAGACCGAACUUGUUGACUGAAGCUGAUUUGGUCGCUCUUAUGGAUAAAAAUGGCAUUGGAACGGAUGCAACUAUCGCCCAGCACAUUGACACGAUUGUAACCCGCAACUAUGUCAUUGAACGAUACGAAGGAGCGACGAAAUAUCUUCUUCCAUCCACCUUAGGUAUUGGGCUAGUCGAAGGAUACAAUCAAAUGGGUCUAGAGAAGAGUUUAGACAAGCCUAUCUUACGACGAGAGACAGAACGUCGGAUGGUGCAAGUGUGCAAUGGCCAGAAGUCCAAGCAAGAAAUGAUUAAUCAAAGCUUAGAGCAAUACAAGGAGAUGUUCAUGAUCGCCAAAGGGAAUUUUGACAAAGUGGUCACCAGUGUUAGAAAUUACCUAGAGCGCCACGGAGACGCCGAGCAAGGCAGACCUGGUGAUGGGCAAGGUGGUGGUGGUAAUAACGGGGAAGGCUAUCAUGGAAGCGGUACCGCUGGUCGCGGCGGUCGCGCUCCUGAAGGACGAAGCACGGAUCCAGCCUCACGUGCAGCGGUACCGAUCAUCGAUAUUAUUAUUCCCGACGACUCUGAUGACGACUCCCAGCCCCCUCCACGCACAUCGAAGCCACCAUCCGCUCGGCAACCUCCCAAGCGCCCCACCCCACCACCCAAACUUCCCGCAUCACGAAACCAUGACUCUGGACAAAUACAUUGUAAUUGUGGACCAGCUGUCCAGAGAACCGUCGUCAAGGAGUCAGCGAGCAAAGGCAGACUGUUCUGGACAUGCCCGAACAAGCCUGGUUGUGGCUUUUUCAAGUGGGAUGAUGAUGUAACAGAACUCUGUAACAAAGCCAUUCCUGCAAAGCGCCCUUUUUCAUAUCGACAAGAGCCUAGCGCUAAUGACAGCGAAAGUUGCCGCUGUCGGUGUAAUUUGACGGCCGUUAGAAAAACUGUACAGAAGGAGGGCCAGAAUAAGGGCAGGAUGUUCUGGAUAUGUCCGAACUCAGAUGCGGCUCGCUGUAGCUUUUUUGAAUGGGAUGACGAGCCUCCGCGAGCUGAACCAGCACAUGACAGACCACCGGCUGCCUCGGGUAGUGGGGGUAAUAAGCCAGGGACUUGCUUCAAGUGCAAUGAAGAAGGGCAUUGGGCGAAUGGCUGAACAGAGUGCCCAAAUGAAGGUGGUCCAAAUCAGAAGCGAUCUCGAAACUUUGGAUCAGAAAAAGCGAACUUUCCGAGAUCAAACUCAGGCAAGAGUGGUUCGUGCUUCAAGUGUAAUCAAGAAGGACACUGGAGUAGUGAAUGCCCGAAUGAUGGAGCGCCUUCCCGUUCAAGCAGAGGUGGCCGUGGAUCUAGAAGUAGAGGACUGGGCUCACGAGGUGGUAGUACGCGUGGGAAGAGGGGAAGAGGUGCUUCCAAGUCUAAGUCUGGAGGCUAUAGUGCUCCAGAUGAGCUUUAAACCGCAUCCUAUCCUUCAGGAACCCUUAUAUCAUAGACUUUUGUAUCGUAGGUGUAUUAUAUUUUUCAGGUCAC